Molecule: messenger RNA, 213 nt
Organism: Durusdinium trenchii
Lineage: Eukaryota; Dinophyceae; Suessiales; Symbiodiniaceae
Source: the annotation of a GenBank genome assembly
GAAACUGCAAGACUUCAAGUUAAAGGACAAGGUGACCUCCGCCAAGGCGACGGCGGUCGCACCUCGGCGAGAAUUUCAGAGAGAGCUUUUUCGCAUCUACGGUGGUGGAACCAGGGACGGGGCCAAGCACCUGGAGAAGGAGGUGGCGGACUUGGAGGCGGAGCGUACCAAGCUCAAGCUCCGUGUGCGACAGCUCUCUGAAUUGGCGGCCGA